Molecule: messenger RNA, 3149 nt
Organism: Melanotaenia boesemani (Boeseman's rainbowfish)
Lineage: Eukaryota; Metazoa; Chordata; Actinopteri; Atheriniformes; Melanotaeniidae
Product: occludin-like
Exons: 9
Coding region: 277-1905 (542 amino acids)
Biological process (GO): bicellular tight junction assembly; positive regulation of transcription elongation by RNA polymerase II; snRNA transcription by RNA polymerase II
Cellular component (GO): membrane; bicellular tight junction; transcription elongation factor complex
Molecular function (GO): cis-regulatory region sequence-specific DNA binding
Source: RefSeq, a predicted model, not a curated record
CGGUGGGGCUCGUCACAAGCGGGACAAAGCAUUUGUUCAGAAGCUGUUGGAGAACCGUUGUCUCUGUCCGGGACAAACGCUUACAAACGACAUACCAUCCUUAAAGUACACAGAUUUGCCUUAAUGCUAUUUUGGAAAGACGUAAAUAUCCCUACAGACUUUUUGUAUUCGUAGAGUGAACUAAAGUUUGUUUUAGAGAAAAUCUUUAACAGGAAACACAAACGCGCAUUGGUCAGUUCGCCUCCAUCGAUCCCCAGUUCUGGACUUCGUUGAACGAUGUUUGACAAGCAGCAUUACGAGAGCCCACCAGUCUACAGUCCUCCUUUCACUCCUCCAUCCAACAAUGGCUUUGGCCCGACUGACAGCUUCCAUGGCCCUCAGAGUGAUUACAACGCAUACCCACCUCCACCAGGAUCUUACUACAUUGAGGACAAACCACAGCACUUCUACAAAUGGCUGUCACCUCCUGGGAUCAUCAAGGCCAUGAUGGCUACAGUGGUAGUGCUGUGUGUGGCGAUAUUUGCCUGCGUGGCUUCAACUCUCAUGUGGGACAUCCAGUACGGCUACGGCAUGGGAAUGGGUUACUAUGGUUCCGGUAUGGGCUAUGGCAGUGGAUAUGUUGGGAGCAGCUAUGGCUCAGGGUAUGGCGGUUAUGGUGGUUAUGGCGGCUAUGGAAACUAUUAUGGCUCAUAUGUUUCUCCUUAUUCAGCCAAAACUGCCAUGAUUGCCAUGGCUGCCAUUAACUUUGUAGGCUCACUAGCCUUCUUCAUUGCCACCUUCUCUAAAUCCAACACAGUGCGUUGCCGAAAGUUCUUCCUUGCUCUCCUGAUAACCUGCGUCCUCAUGGCUGUCCUGCAGGGCAUCAUAAACAUUGUCUACAUUGUCGGGGUGAAUCCGAUGGCGCAGAGCUCUUCUAAUAUGUUGUACAAUCCAAUGCUCGUGAUGUGCCAGAGCCUCUAUCAGACCAGCUACUCCCAGAUGGGUGGAGUUGGAGGCUUCCCCAUGUAUAACCAGUACCUGUACCAUUACUGCUUUGUGGACCCACAGGAGGGAGUUGCCAUGGUGUGUGGAUUCCUGGUUGUCAUUGCUUUGGCAGUUGCUGCUUUUUUUGCCCAAAAAACAAGAGGGAAGAUCUGGCGCUAUGGAAAACCAAAUAUUUACUGGGAUGAGCCUCUGGUUGGUGGGAAGGCCUCAGAGGGCAGAGAUGUGGAGGAAUGGGUGAACAAUGUAGAGGAAAGCCGCAGUGUUCAGGAUGCCCCGACUCUGCAGGUGUCAGAGAAGGGAGGUGGGCUGCUCAAUGCUUCAGCUAACAGUGUCCUUUCCUACCCUGCAGUCAAGGUGGAAAGCAACUCCUACAGCGGGGAUGACAACCAAUACUCUGAGCAAACAACCAGCCGUCCGUCUGAAGUGUUUUCUAAUGGUGGCAGGAUUAGCUCCAGUCCCUCAGAGGAGGCAGGUGGAGGCCGAAAACCCUCUGCCAACAGGGGCAAGAGACGAAGGCGUAACCCAGAAUUGGAUGAAUCUCAGUAUGAAACAGAGUACACCACAGGAGGAGAGACUGGCAAUGAAGUUGAUGCAGAAGAAUGGGAGAGUAUGUACCCAGAAAUAACUUCAGAUGCCCAGCGACAUGACUAUAAGAGAGAGUUUGACGCCGACCUUCGGGAGUACAAGCGCCUGUGUGCCGAGAUGGAUGACAUUAAUGAUCAGCUAAAUAAACUCAGCCGGCAACUGGACACACUGGAUGACACCUCUGCCAAAUACCAGGCUGUUGCAGAGGAAUAUAACCAGCUGAAGGAUCUGAAGCAGACUUCAGAAUACCAAUCCAAGAAGAAACUGUGUCGCAGGCUUAGACACAAACUGUUCCACAUUAAACGCAUGGUGAAGAACUACGACAAGAACCACUGAAGGAUCCACUCAAUCCUGACCCUCCAUUCUGGUGCACACUGCAGAAACUUUCAGAUAUGGUCCACUAUACACUCCAAAAUACUGCAAAGACUGUUAUACUGAGACCAAAGUUACAACAUACAGGCACAUACAGGAGCAUAUUGCACACCAGUUAAAAACAGGGAACACAUUACAGUAUGAGUAAAAAUAAUAAUCUAGAGUUGUGAUUACAUGAUCACUCUCAUAUAAUCACCACUGCAAAGUAAAAUAAAAGCAGGAUCCUCAAUUGUAGCCUCUUCAAGUGUAAACAGUUCUAUUUCUCUGAAGGUUAAGCUCAGUGUUUGCAGGGCGCAGUUGGGACCAGAGAAUGAGAUGGGAGAAAUUUUUGAAAGUCAUCUGAUCUUUAAUCAGCUGUGAUAACACCAUGUUUUUUUUAACUGUGUUUUUCUGCAGAUUUGCAGCAUUUCUUUAUCUCCACAGAUAAGAGGUGGACCAGUAUUGUAGAGAAUGUAGUAAUGGGUGAGGUCGCGAGGAUUACUUGUGAGCAAAUAUUCCGUUUUGUUAAACCUCAGCUUGUUGCAAAUUAACUUUAGUUGAACAUUGUGUCAUAUGAGUAUCAGUGUUCAUAACUACUUUAACCAUCAGUAAACUGCUUACUGGUGUGACCACUGAGAUUUUGAGUUUUAUACUGAGAGUUUUAUUAUCAGAUGUGAUCAGACCAAAAAAAAAGGUGACAAACUGGCCAAUAAGAUGUGUGGCAUUUUUGUCAUGUACAUACUUGAUAAUUUCAGCUUAUACCACAUACAGAGACCAGACUCACAUGCUUGUUAAAGCAGUUCUUUAGAUUCUUAAAUAUUUUUUACACACUAAAGACACCAGACUUUAUUAAAUGUUCAUUCAAAUUUGACGUCGUCUUUGCAAAUAAGUACAGUUAAUGCAGUUUUCGUAUUUUAUAUUAUGCACGCUCUGCAAAAAUAAAUCUGUUUUUUUUCCAGUGAAAUCUUUUAUCAUUUUGUAUUAAUCCAUUUCAUGUUUAAAAAAGAUCUACUGUACAUCUAAAAAUAGAUGCUUUUGAUUUGUCACACGUUUGUAUUUUUAUGAAGAGGAUUGUCAUUUUACAAACCAUUUGCGAGCCAUUUAUUUUUGUAAGAAUUUAUUUUCUUUAAGCUAUUAUAAAAGACCAUUUUUUGUAACUGUACACUUCCAUAAAUUGUGUUGUCUAAAAAUAUGAAUUUAGUACAUAAUAAACAUCUCUAAUUCUAAAA